CGUCACAUCCGCUUUCUCGAUGCCCAAAGUGAACGUUGGAGAGCAAUGGCGGCGUGCCGGGGAUCCUCGUCGAAAUGGUUUUUCACCCGGGAGCAACUCGAAAACACACCGUCCCGCCGAUUUGGAGUAGAACCAGACCGGGAGCUGUCCUACCGACAACAAGCGGCGAAUCUGAUCCAAGACAUGGGUCAGAGACUCAACGUCUCCCAAUUAACAAUAAAUACAGCUAUUGUUUACAUGCAUAGAUUUUAUAUGCACCACUCUUUCACCAAAUUCCACAGGAAUACAAUAUCUCCAACCACCUUAUUCUUGGCCGCAAAAGUGGAAGAGCAACCUCGGAAACUCGAACAUGUGAUCAAAGUUGCACAUGCCUGCCUGAAUCCCCAAGAAUCGCCUCUAGACACAAAAAGUAAUGCAUACCUCCAGCAAGCUCAAGAGCUGGUGAUACUUGAAUCCAUAGUGCUGCAGACCCUGGGCUUUGAAAUUACUAUUGAUCACCCACACACUGAUGUGGUGAAAUGUUCCCAGCUAGUGCGAGCAAGCAAGGAUCUGGCACAGACUUCCUAUUUCAUGGCUACCAACAGUCUACACCUCACUACCUUCUGCCUCCAGUACAAGCCCACGGUGAUCGCCUGCGUGUGCAUCCACCUGGCAUGCAAGUGGUCCAACUGGGAGAUCCCAGUUUCCACUGAUGGCAAACACUGGUGGGAGUAUGUGGACAGCUCUGUCACACUUGAGCUGCUUGAUGAGUUGACCCACGAGUUUCUGCAGAUUCUGGAGAAGACGCCCAGUCGGUUAAAGAGAAUACGCAACUGGAGGGCAACACAAGCUGCCAAAAAGCCCAAGUCUGAGGGCAACCAGUUGGCAGAUAAUUCCUUUGCCGGGCCUUCCAUGCUCCAAGACCAUUCCCUUGGUGAUGCCUCGCUCCUCGGAGUCCCAUCCUCAAACCCAAGUUUUUCCAAAGCGGCCGCCACCUUCACUGUCCCAAUGCCUGGCCAGUCUGGAGGUGCAUCUCUAUCUCUGGACGCCAUGGCUGGCACAUACAAUCCAGCCAGCCACAGCGAGUGGCCCCAGGGCAACCAGAGCCAAGCAGGGUACUCUUCCACCUGUAUAAAAACGGAACCCCUCAGCAUCCCUCAUCAAGAGCAGACACUGUCCUUGCAGACCUCCGCUUCCUCAUUGCUUCAGCAUCCACCGGUGUACAGAACUGAGAAAACAGUAGACUUCAACCCCGUCAAACAGGAACAAAAAGGAGCUGGUGGGAGCGGAGUAGGCAAGCAUCCGCCACCACCUCAGUCUGCCUACCCUCCACCAGCUCAGCCUCCUCUGCCACAACCUUCUCCAGCUCAGAAACUGUCUCUUGAUAAAUACAGAGAGAAACAUGCUGCAGAGCUGGCUGUGUCUGGGCAGAAACGCAGGCAGGAGCAGCAUGGAGUAAUGGAGAGCGAUGUGAGGGUGGAUCUAUCGUCUUCCUCCUCCUCUACCUAUGCACCAUCCUCUAUGAGCCAAGUAGACCAUAGAAAACAUUCACAGCCCUACCAAGUGUCCCUGCAUGUCCAUGGUGGUGCUGGCAGUACCACUGCCUCCCCAAUGAAAAGUAAAGUUCCUUCCUCAGCUUCAGGGCAAGAUAGACGUCAUCACAGUGACAAACGGGACAAAGGCUCACUAAAAGUCCGCCUGGCUGUCCCUGGGUCUGGCGGCAGCUCCCAGCUAGAUAAAAGUGGACCAUCAGGCAAAGAUGAGCUUAAGAUGAAGAUAAAGGUUUCAUCAUCUGAGCGCCACAGCUCAUCAGACGAAGGCAUGGCAGCAAACAACAAGAAUAAACAUUCCAGCCCGCUGGUGAGCAAGGACAAACAGCAUCGUGGAGCGGAUCACAACCUUCACCGCCAUCACAAGCACAGUCACCCCCACACACACAGCGGAAACGGACGAGGAGGACCAGAGGGGCCAGGUGGCGGGGGAAGCCUGCCGCGGGGUCCUGCAGGACUGGUCAGCAUGGAAGUGACGACGCUCGGUCAUCCCGGAUCCACCUCUUUGUCUUCAUCCUCAUCGCGUAAGAGGGCAUACGCCGAGGCCAGCCACAACCACCACCCUCCCUCCUCAUCCUCCACUUCUAGCUCCAAACUGAGCAAAAUCUCCAAGGGUGGCACUGGUGCUGCAGGUGGGCUGCGGACCUCUCAGCAGUACCUUCCUCCUAGUGAAUCGCCACAUGAAGUGGGAGAGCAGAGACACUGAGUCCACCACACUCUGCAGCCAUGGCCAUCACAUGGAAAUGGCAACAAACUACCCACAGUUGAAACUAAAGACUAUGCUCACCUCCCUGUUAAGUGCCCUAGGAAAAUAACUCUUUAUGUGAUGAUAAACCCUUUACUGAAAGGCAGAAAAACUGCAAAAAAUGAAAUGUAUUGUUGGACUUCUCAGUUUCUGAGAGACAAGAAAGGUGAAAAAUUAUGCUUCCUGACUGUCAGACCUGUGGGCUGUGAUGCUCAGUCCCAUCUUUCUGUUGGUGUCAAAUUGCUGCUUGGUUCUCCUUUCUCCUCAAAUGGGUCUAGGAAUGUGUGUUCGUGUGUGUGCGUGCGUGCGUGCGUGUGUGUGUGUUUGUGUGCGUGCGUGUGUGUGUGGUGGGGAGGGAAUGAGUGUGUAUUUACAUCGAAGGGAAGUCCUUCCCUGUAUUUCAGAUCUCCAUAUGAGAAAACAUAAGUAUUACAAGUACUAUAAAAGACAUGGGGAUAUAGUGCAUAUUCUAUGUCUUUCUUCAGUUUCUUCCUCUAUUUUUUUUUUUUAAUUUUUUUUUUUUUU
Thunnus maccoyii (southern bluefin tuna) is the source of this 2799-nucleotide messenger RNA. RefSeq names its product cyclin T2a (gene ccnt2a). Gene Ontology annotation, molecular function: cyclin-dependent protein serine/threonine kinase activator activity. Lineage: Eukaryota; Metazoa; Chordata; Actinopteri; Scombriformes; Scombridae. Gene Ontology annotation, biological process: regulation of transcription by RNA polymerase II; positive regulation of DNA-templated transcription, elongation. Gene Ontology annotation, cellular component: cyclin/CDK positive transcription elongation factor complex; nucleus. The transcript is spliced from 10 exons. The record is from RefSeq and is a predicted model, not a curated record. Bases 46 to 2235 code for a protein of 729 amino acids.